Molecule: messenger RNA, 3416 nt
Organism: Sardina pilchardus (European sardine)
Lineage: Eukaryota; Metazoa; Chordata; Actinopteri; Clupeiformes; Clupeidae
Gene: ptger2a
Product: prostaglandin E receptor 2a (subtype EP2)
Exons: 2
Coding region: 371-1528 (385 amino acids)
Biological process (GO): adenylate cyclase-activating G protein-coupled receptor signaling pathway; positive regulation of cytosolic calcium ion concentration; cellular response to prostaglandin E stimulus
Cellular component (GO): plasma membrane
Molecular function (GO): prostaglandin E receptor activity
Source: RefSeq, a predicted model, not a curated record
CGCGCGCUCUCCCACACUCCGUGCUUCCUCCGGUUGAGAGAGCGAGAGGCGUCCAUACGCGCGCCACUUCAUCCAGGAGGGGGGGCUGGAUAUUUUAUGGACAGACCCUACACUCGUGUGGUGCUUAGAACAGAGACCAGACGCCGCGCGCACUUGUAGAGUAUGCCACGAAUUUGAACGUUGUUUUGAAGUACAGUCUGAUCUGGCAGCCUGAACGUGUCAAACACCAAGAGAUAUCCGGCGUUAAGAAGUACCGAAAACAGAUCAUCUCAGAAGUCCUCACUAGAGGAUUUGAAAUGACCGGGGCGUCGUAAAUUCGCCUCAGUAAGAAAAGGUGAACGUUUUUUUCUGGAGAAAGAAAAGUGUUCAUAUGGACACGGAGAAUGACACCUGUCACCAUAGACGCGACGUGGAGACGGGCAGUCCCCGCAUCAGCGCGAUCAUGUUCACCGCCGGAGUCAUUGGUAACGUUAUGGCGCUCGUGCUCCUGGAGAUCCGACGCAGGAAAGAACAGAGCAGACAGCGGCUCUCCCUGUUCCGUUUGCUGGUGACCACGCUGGUCAUCACGGACCUCACCGGGACAUGCCUGGUCAGUCCUCUCGUGCUGACAUCCUACUCGAUCAACACGACCAUGAUUGGGAUGAGCGAGAAGAUGAGCGGAACGAACGAUUCACGGGUCGUUUGCGAAUAUUUCGGAUUCACAAUGACUUUCUUCAGUUUGGCAACCCUGUCGAUACUCUUCGCAAUGGCUUUGGAGAGAUGCCUCUCCAUCGGGUACCCUUACCUGUACGGACGAUACAUCGGCAAGCGCUGUGGAUAUUUCACCGUGCCUGUAAUAUAUGUACUGUGCUUUGUUUUUUGCCUUAUGCCAUUUGCGGGCUUUGGAAGAUAUGUCCAGUACUGUCCCGGGACUUGGUGCUUCAUAGAUAUGAAUCCAAAAGGAACGGAGGACAGAGUUUAUGCCGAGGUUUACGCCACCGUCAUGCUCAUCAUAGUCGUGUCUAUAGUCGCCUGUAAUGCGUUUGUUGUCUAUCACCUGGUUCUGAUGUACCGGAGGCGUAGCAGAAUGAACGGUGGCUCCAUCACCACGCGGAGCAGGAGAGACCGUAGGUACUUCUCCAUGGCCGAAGAGUUCGAACACCUCAUUCUGCUCGUGUUCAUGACGGUGAUAUUCGUCAUUUGCUCACUUCCGUUAAUGAUCCGUGUGUACAUCAACUCCAUCGGUCGCGAUGAGAGCCACAAGACGGACCUGGUGGCCCUGCGCUUCCUGUCGGUCAACUCCAUCAUCGACCCCUGGGUGUUCAUCAUCCUCAGUCCGUCCGUCAUGCGCUUCCUGUGGGGCGCCAUGUGCAAGAGCUCCCUGCUGCGCUCCCGGGACUCCCUCUACCGGAGCUCGCUGGCCAAGAACUCGCUGGGCACCAUCAACAAAGACCCUCAGGCCCAGCUGGAGCUGUGCCCGGCCACGGGCAUCACCGAGCUCACGCAAACGCAAACGAACCUGUCGCACAAGUCUCCUCAGAUGGUGUGACCCGAGAGGACACAAGGGGGGUGUGGCACAGGGUGGCACGGGGUGGCACGAUUUGGGUUAAGUCGCACGUGUGAACUUCGCUCCGACGCGUAGCUUAGAGGAUCGCGAGUGAUUCUCCGAGAGAGUUGAAAAGGGGCGGAGCUGAGAAGAGGGUGUUUGUAAAUAAGCUGUCAUCGAUACUUAAACAACUUCAAGGAAGUGAGACUAUACGCCCCGCUACUUCUGCCCUGGCAUGAGGGACCAAUCAGAAGCAUCUGCCCUGGCAUAAGGGACCAAUCAGAAGCGUCUGCCCUGGCAUAAAGGACCAAUCAGAAGCGUCCGUGGGUCUCCCUUCAGCGUCCGGGGCACACCCUUCCUCCACUCACAAUGACCACAGAAUGCUGCUGUUUUGGGGAGUGGAGGAAGCUGCUUUGUUUGUUUGUUUGUUUGUUUUCUAAGACGGACUUGAGGCUCCAGUGGAGACUUCUGCUGACCUGUGCUGAUGCUUUAACUCAGGGUGACCAAGGCUGGGGAACAGGCACACAGAAGCUGGACACACACACACACAUGCACACACACACACACACACACACACACACACACACACACACACACACACACACACACACACACACACACACACACACACACACACACACACACACACACACACACACAACAGAGCAGUACCGUCGCAGGUUUUAGGGGCAGGGGGUGACUUCCUGACGCCUCCCAAAAGGGCUUGCAGAGUUUGCAGCAGAACUGGGGGGAGUCUUAAAAAUGCGCCCCCCCCCAGGGCCUUCCCCCCGUCCCUCCCCCCAGAGGAAUGAUUGAUGUCAUCCGACGUUGGUGCAUGUGUGCUGUGCUGUGCUGUGCUGUGAGAGCGCGAUGUGGAAAUUCCCAUGUAGGUCUCGGAGUCGUUUCGGAGUUUAGAGAGAAGUUCGUUCAUCCCGAAAUCAGUGACCCCUUGGGGCGGCCGAUAAAAAAGAAUGCAGCUGUGACAUCAAACAAAGAGCGCUCUUAACGCACGCACGGCGUCUGGACAUCGCUGCCACUCCACUCGACAGGCUGACCACAUGUUCUCCCACCAAAUAGCCUUUCGCCCUCAUAGCCUGAGUCUGGGUCAACACACUGGCUCUCCGCAAGUCGAAGCGCGAUGAGCCCCUUCUUGUUUUGACUUUCCGUUGCUUUACUUGAGAAAGCGCGUUGCGCAAGGUCCAUUAUUUUCACUAGGGGCAGACCCAAAUCCCACUCGCCCAGAGAGAAGGUGGAGGGGGCUGCUAUCUCUGUGCUGACAAGACACUUUUGUAGUAUUACCAGUUUUAUGGAUGUAGCUUAUAUAUAAGUGUCAUUCAAAGUGUGCGUUUGACUUCGCUAAAUGGGGUCAAAGAGAAAGCUCUGACUUAUUUAAAGUGCUCAUUUCACUGCAUUGGUGGUUUAUAUGAAUGUGUGUGUGCGUGUGUGUGUAUUUGAGAGAGAGAGAGAGAAUGUGUUUGUAUGUAUGUGUGUGUGUGUGUGUGUGAGAGAGAGAGAGAGAAUGUGUGUGUGUGUGAGAGAGAGAGAGAGAGAGAGAGAGAGAGAGAGAGAGAGAGAAUGUGUGUGUGUGUGUGUGUGUGUGUGUGAGAGAGAGAGAGACUUAAUAAUGUGUCCAUAAGUGUUUUAGUAACCAUGAUUCAGAUGGUUGGUUUUGAUGGUAAAUGAGUUAUUACCUGCUGUUGGGAGACUGUGAGUGCACUGGCCUUUGUCAAGUUUGUCCAUGCUAUGGUAUUUCUGUACAUGAGAUAUAAGAGGAUGUUGUUUGUGAAUCCCCGUAAACUUGUGUUUUAUUUAAUCGUGUUUGUUGUUUAAAACCUUGUGUCUGAUCUGCAUGUGAAAGUAAUUUUCCUCUGUAAUUAAAAACAACAUGUUA